UAUUUAUUUGACGUUCAAGAUGUUGUUUCAAGCGUUAUUUCAUUUACAUGCAUCUGUGCAUUACAGUAUUAGCGUACAAAUAAGGCUUAUCUUUUCGUGAUUUUCCGAAUUAUAUCUUUAAGUACAAUAUACAGAGUGUCCUAAUAAGCAUGGUACAAUCGAAAAAAGUGAUUGAUUCUACUUUUAAAAAAAUAAAUCAAAAAUUCACCUAAUCUAAGAUAAUUUGCUAAAAAAUAAUAUAAUAUACGUGAGAAAUUUUGAGGAAAGAACUGGAAAUACAAGAUAUUAACGACGAUAGUACUUUGUGCUUACGUUUUGUAAUUGAUCUAUUAUAAUUUGAUAAAGUAAAAUAAAUCUACUUUGAUUAACUCAUUUCUAAUGGCACAAAUAAAUCAAAGCAUAUGUUUAACAUUACCCAAAAGUAUAACAAAACAAAUUAGUACAUGUGAAAAUAGUGAACAAUAUAUCACGAAUUUUUUACAAAAUGCAUUACCUUCCUCUGAUAUUGGUUCGGUAGCAGAUGAGUUAAGAAAGUCACUGAUAUUUGCUAAGCAUAAAAAUAAAUGGAACAAGAAAAAACGAUGUCAAGGAAAGUUAUUAACUAGUAGGAAACGAAUGCAGCUUGGUUUACGUAAGAUUAGUUGCAAAAGUGAUAUGAAAUAUACAGCCUUAUUACCAUUAAAUCAGUUAUGGCUAAAUUAUAUGGAACAAGUACUCGGCUCCAAAUUUUUUAAUAAUAUUCCAAAAGAUUCUACAGAUCCAAAUUGGGAAAAUGUUAAUCAACAAUUAAUUAAAGCAGAUUUUCAUGGUGCUGAAAUUUCCAUUGUUGGAUCAAAAUGUCCUAGUUUGAUUGGAUUAAGUGGCAUUGUAAUUCAAGAUACAAAAAAUAUUUUCAGAAUUUGUGGAAGAGAUAAUAUUAUGCGAACAAUACCUAAAGAUAAUGUUAUUAUAAAUAUUUAUUUAAAAAACAUAAAAUUGGAGUUUUUUGGAAAAGAUCUUUGUAUAAGACCUACCGAACGAACAAUAAAAAAGUUUAAAUGUGGGCGUAUAUACGAACUAUAG
This is a messenger RNA of Bombus pascuorum, 1062 nucleotides long. It is a transcript of the gene Pop4, whose product is annotated as ribonuclease P protein subunit p29. Gene Ontology annotation, biological process: rRNA processing; tRNA 5'-leader removal. NCBI's taxonomy places the organism in Eukaryota, Metazoa, Arthropoda, Insecta, Hymenoptera, Apidae. The record is from RefSeq and is a predicted model, not a curated record. The transcript has 5 exons. Gene Ontology annotation, cellular component: ribonuclease MRP complex; ribonuclease P complex. Gene Ontology annotation, molecular function: ribonuclease P RNA binding. The coding region runs from base 379 to 1062 and encodes 227 amino acids.